AGGAGUGAAAUGGGAAUGAGAAAAUUGGGAUUGCUUCUCGUGCUUCUCUUCUUCCUUCAGCCGUCUUCAAAUCCUUUGCAAAAUCCUCUCAAAAACCCUUUGGUUUCAGCCUAUGAUGAAAAACACAAUGUUAGCAAUGGAGGGACAUGGAAGAAUCAUGAAUUGACCAAAAUAUCAUUUGGACAAGAGGUAAUGGUUGAUCGACGUGGCGGUGGCGGUCAUGGUGGGACUGAAAAUAGUGGAGGCGGUACCCUAAACAAUCAACCAACUGACAAUAAGAGCAAACCCCACCAUAAUGGUCGCAAUGGUUGCAGUAGCAAUCAUAUUGGACUGGCUCGCUUGGUUUUUCUGCUCUUGACCUCAUCUUUUCUUAUCUUUAUUUUUCAUGGGUUUUAGGCAUGUAUAAUGCUGAAGUAUUUAUACAAUGCGUGCGGUUUCUACGAUUCCCAGUUUUAGAAAGUGAUGAAUCAAGAUGAGGCAUGGGAUAUAAAUGGAAAAAAAAUGUAAAUUAGUUUAUAUCAACCAUAUGUUAUGUAUAAAUGAAAAGCGGAGCUUUCUCA
Messenger RNA from Vitis riparia (riverbank grape), 560 nucleotides. RefSeq lists its product as uncharacterized. The transcript is spliced from 2 exons. The record is from RefSeq and is a predicted model, not a curated record. Lineage: Eukaryota; Viridiplantae; Streptophyta; Magnoliopsida; Vitales; Vitaceae. Bases 10 to 396 code for a protein of 128 amino acids.